This is a messenger RNA of Megalobrama amblycephala (Wuchang bream), 1280 nucleotides long. Its product is annotated as H-2 class II histocompatibility antigen, A-U alpha chain-like. The record is from RefSeq and is a predicted model, not a curated record. Gene Ontology annotation, cellular component: MHC class II protein complex; membrane. The coding region runs from base 1 to 735 and encodes 244 amino acids. Gene Ontology annotation, biological process: immune response; peptide antigen assembly with MHC class II protein complex; immunoglobulin production involved in immunoglobulin-mediated immune response. The transcript has 4 exons. Lineage: Eukaryota; Metazoa; Chordata; Actinopteri; Cypriniformes; Xenocyprididae. Gene Ontology annotation, molecular function: MHC class II protein complex binding.
AUGUUUUUGAGACUCUCAUAUAUCAAGAUGGAGCUGUACAUAAUCAUUCUCUCCCUUACCAUUGUUCUCUCAACUGAUCCUGAAUCUGAACAUGAAGGUUCCCAGUUUACACUAUGCUCUGAUACAGGAGGAGGGUUUUACAUUGGAUAUGACGGAGAAGAGGUGUGGCAUGCCGACUUUAAUGAGAAGACAGGGGUAUUGACAUUACCUGGAUUUACAGGUACUAUGACAUUUGAUGGAUUUUAUGAACGUGGUCUUGGACGUUUGGCACAAUGCCGAAGUAACUUACUCAGCUUCAUUAAAGGUUUCAAGAGCCCACCACCAGAAAUGGAUGCUCCCCAUACAUCCAUCUAUCCAAAGGAUGAUGUACAGCUGGGUGUUCAGAACACCCUCAUCUGUCAUGUGAGUGACUUCUAUCCACCAUCUGUCAACAUCUCAUGGACUAAGAAUAAUGUUAACAUGACAGAGAGCGCAAGUUUAAGCCAGUACCAUCCAAAAACAGAUGGUACCUUCAACAUCUUCUCAACUAUGAAAUUUACACCUGGUGAAGGAGACAUUUACAGCUGCACAGUGAACCAUAUAGCCCUCCAGGGUGAACCUCAGACCAAAAUAUGGGAUGUUGAAUCUGCCCUCCUAAGUGUUGGUCCAGCAGUGUUGUGUGGAGUGGGUCUGUCUCUGGGGGUGAUGGGCAUUGCUGCUGGAACUUUCUUCUUCAUUAAAGGAAAUAUCUUUUAAUUGUAUUUAACUGAGCUUUGAAAACAAUGCUGUAGUUCACUAGUAGUCAUUGCCGAUGUAUAAAUACAUACAUACAUAAACCUGGAUUCAAUCUAAUAACAUUUUUAUUUUUUGCCCUAUAAUACUUUAAAACAUGAGGAGGUGUACUUUCUUUGAGGGUGUAGUUUCUUUCUGGAUUUAAAUCUUUCAUGCAAAAUAGAAAAUAUAUACAAAUUAAACAUGUUCAUUUAAUGAGGUAAUACUAACACUUUAUAUUCUUUAAAAAAAAAAUGAUAUGCGUACUGUGCUAGACUGGGCUUGUCUGUCACGGGUUGUGAGGGAGAGACUAAACACAUGGAUAACAUGAAGAAGAUGAUGAAGGUGGCUAACAGGCUUUAAUAAACCAACAGGUAAUUCCACAAGACACAUUGAACACAACUACAGAUAGACAAAACCUGACCAAGACACAUAAACUGGGGUCUGAGGAUUUUUGGGGUCCUGGAAAAGUUUUGACAUGCCCUGACAUUUUGCUUUGCAUUUUGCUUUUUCAGUUGUUCAUAAACAUA